Olea europaea var. sylvestris is the source of this 1853-nucleotide messenger RNA. RefSeq lists its product as uncharacterized. NCBI's taxonomy places the organism in Eukaryota, Viridiplantae, Streptophyta, Magnoliopsida, Lamiales, Oleaceae. Bases 1093 to 1734 code for a protein of 213 amino acids. The record is from RefSeq and is a predicted model, not a curated record. The transcript has 4 exons.
GUUUGUGCAUCUGAGAAUAAAUAUCACCCGUGUGGUCGUGUCAUGUUUAAUUAGUUGAAUUUAACUUGUGUCUAAUACGUGUAUGUAGAUCUGAAUUAUUAUUUUUUUUAAUGUAAAACGGGAGCUGAGAGAAUAAUUUUUUUCCUAGGCGAUUUUGAAUUGGUUAUCGAUUAUGCAAAACAUAUUUUUGUAUUCCAAAUGGGAGUUGAGAGAUUUUCAUUCUUUUUUGGAGCCCGAAGAUGACCUCUAAAACACUUUUGUGAUUUUGGCAAUUGGCCUUUGGUCUUGAUGAACAUCAGUUGGAGAUCGUCAGUGUAACAUAUUACAUUGGAGUUCUUAAUAUUUUCUAUUAUCGAUGUUGAAAUUAAGUUGUCAAGGAAUCCUCCGUUGAUGAAUUUAUCAUUUUGUUCCACUUUUCAUCAAAGUUUUUAGCUUGUCCUUUCACUAUUACAUUUUAAAUUCCUCACUGAGAGUUUUAAUUGUUAAUUAUCUUAUAUGCAUAAGGCUUUGUAAGCAUCAAUGCAAGAAAAAAAAUUGUGGUUCUAUUUAUAAUUUUGUUACUAUGUCAACUCCAAGAAGUAUGUUUCCAGCCACAACAUGUACGUUUGCAUUGAUGAGGGAAUCUUCCUUCAAGAAUAAUUUUUUAUCAAGUGUUGUUUUCAUAAAAGUGGAAUUUCAUAUAGAGUGUUGUCUCUUUUUUUUUUUUCCCAACCGACUUCUGUUAACACACAAUUCUAUUAUGUAGGACCAGCCCUGUAGGAGUUCAGUUAUAAUUGAUGUAGGACAAUCCUAUUAUAAAUUGGAUAGUAGUUAGUUAUUAUUACAGUAGGAUUUGUUUUUCCUUUUAGAUUAGAGUUUUAUUUUCCUUUUAGGAUUUUAGUUUUUUUUCCUGGCAUUGGUAAGAUAAUGGAAUUAUUUUGCCAUAUAAAACAAAGGCUUUACAUACGUUUCAAUGACCAAUUCCUUAUAGUAAAAUUAUUUUCUAGAUAUUUUCAAGAUUUUCCACUUUAAUUUUGUUUUAAAAUUUUCAAUUAUGCUUCUGCACCACUUUUUCUGAAGUCACUAAGAAGGCAUUGUGUAUUGCAGGCAACAAUGAAAGAUAAUUUGACAGAAGCCAGUACUCGUGUCACCAAAGGCAAAGCAAAGUUCACAAUGGCAACAAAGAGAGAUAAUGUGAGCAAAGCGAGAACUUGUGUCACCAAAGGCAUUUCAAUUGGCAAAAAUCAAGCUAAUUCGUCUUCUUUUAAGGGGAAAAAAGAUUUCUCUGAGGCCAUUGGGAAGAUAAAAGAACUUUCUGUGAAUCCGUCUUCAGAGGACAUUCCAAGGAAAUGUUCUAAGUCAAAUUUACCCGAUUCAGAAGAUGAGGCGAUGCAACAAGAAAUGGAAGUGUUAGAAGAGUUUCACAGCUAUGAACUUUGCUGCAAGAGCCAAAAGACAAGGAUACUAGACUCAUUGAUGUUAGGUAUUACUGACACUGAAUCUCUCGCUUCUCCACCAUACAUGGCAGUGCUUAUGGAACAAAAAGAAAAACGUAGAAAGAAGUUCAAGGCUUCAGAGGAGAGAAUAGCUUUAAAAAUUGAAAAACUGAUUCGCGAAAUGUCUCCUGUUCACGUACCCAAAUCAAAGGGACGAAAAAGGUCUGAAGAGGAGAGAAUGGUUUUGGCAAUUGAAGAGAUGAUUGACGAGAUGCCUUCUGUUUACAUACCCAAAUCAGAGGGAUCAGGUACACUCUAGGAGAGGAUGGAAUUAGGGUCUGAAGCUGAGAGAAGUCUGAUGAAUCCUUGAUCCUCUCGUGAUCUAUGUAAUUGGACUACCUGGUGAUGUUCUUCAUUACUUUUGCAAAGACUGAUUAU